Messenger RNA from Striga asiatica, 690 nucleotides. NCBI's taxonomy places the organism in Eukaryota, Viridiplantae, Streptophyta, Magnoliopsida, Lamiales, Orobanchaceae. The record is from the annotation of a GenBank genome assembly.
AUGGUAAAGAAUAAUAAUAAACCUCCCCUGCUAUUGGCUCCACAUUACAAGGUACAGUCUUUCUACAGCGUGUUGAGCCGCACCGCAUCCAUUCCGGUCCUCUGCGACAAGGUGGCCCUCGGUUGGGACCACGGCUGGCUCGUCCUCGUGGACAGCAAAAAAAAAGACUACUGCCUCUGGAACCCACGAUUAAUGGACCACUGGGCCUUAUACACCAAUUGUGUCCUGUCCGGGCCCCCAACCGAGCCUGGAUGCCACAUCUUGUUCAAUGGACCAGGCCACAUGAAGCAGAAAACUCUCGAUUGCUCGGUACCUCUCGAGAAACGUAACUGGAUCACGUGGUACGAGAAUUACAUCAUGGAGUCGCCACUCCUUGCAGCCGGCGAGCUCCUGUUGGUGACUCGAUUGAAGCUAUAUCGAAAACGUGCGGUGGGGCGGGCGGAGUGUGAGGAGCUAGACGGCAUAGGCGAGCACACCAUUUUCUCGAGUCACCAUGGUAAUGGCUACUCAACGGGCACGCUUCUUCAGCCCAACUCUAUCUAUUACACCGACAUGACACGCAUGAUUAUUUAUGUCUAUGAUUUGGAAAUGGGCAGUAUACGUACCAACCCUUUGCCCACGCCUAAUGCUGGCAUAGCAGUUAACAAUUGGGUCGGCCCAACUGAUAUUUUGGAACCGCUCGACUUAUGA